AUGCAACUCGGUCUCUCAGAAAGCCUCUCGGCGCUGGUCGCCCGGCGCUUUAAAGCUGCCAAAGAAAGUAACCACCUAGUGUUCUCGCCUACACACGUGUCAAUCGUCAUGGCUGCAGGGAUCCCAUACCAACUACGCUAUUGUCCUGCUCUCGCAAAGAAGCCUUCCAAUCUCAAACCAGAAUCUGGCCCCAAAGGACCGAAACCUGAUCCCUUUGAAAACCCUUCUCCGGAGCUUCUGCUCGCCCAUUUCCCGCCCGAGAACCCGUCCCAUGCCCUCGUGCUCAACAAAUUCCCCGUUAUCCCGAACCACUUCAUCCUUGCGACGAAGGAAUGGAGGGCUCAAACGGACUUGCUGGAGAAGGCGGAUCUGGAAGCUACAUAUGGAUGUCUGCGUACAUGGGGCUUCGAGAAUAGCAGCAGCAGCAACAGCGCAGAGAAACCCCGCCUCUACGCCUUCUUCAACUCCGGCGAGGACAGCGGUGCCAGCCAACCACACCGCCACCUUCAAUUCCUUCCUGUCGAAGCAAUGCGCCAAUCCGGCACAGAGGGAUGGCAUCCCCUCAUCGAACUCUUAGCCGCCCAACAACCCAAAACACAACCCCCUUCGUCGCCAACCUCCACAUCCUCAGCAUUCCAAUACAUGCCUCAUCUCCCAUUCGCCCACUUCGCCCUGCCCCUGCCCCCGAACCCAUCCCCAGAAACGCUCCACUCGAUCUAUAUGUCUCUCUACCGCGCCGCCGUAGCUGCAACAGAAGGUCGGGACCCGGCGCAGGCCCAAGUUGACUUACCGUCGGAUGGUCCAGCCGCCAUAAGCUAUAAUCUCGCCAUGACAUUAUCAACCAUGAUGAUCGCGCCGAGGAAAGUCGAAACCGCUACCGUCCCUGUUGACCUGGCUGCGGCCAGUGAUACCAUUGAUCCGGGGGUUAUUUCGUUAAACGGAACUAUCCUUGCGGGUACGCUUAUGGUUAAGGCCGAGGCGGAAUGGGAUUCUCUGAGACAUCAUCCAGAGAAUUUGAACCGUGCUUUGAGGGAUGUGGGAUUUCCGAGGGUUGAUUAUUGUGGAGGGUCUGUGUUGUGA
This is a messenger RNA of Penicillium longicatenatum, 1080 nucleotides long. RefSeq lists its product as uncharacterized. Gene Ontology annotation, biological process: nucleotide metabolic process. The transcript is spliced from 2 exons. The coding region runs from base 1 to 1080 and encodes 359 amino acids. NCBI's taxonomy places the organism in Eukaryota, Fungi, Ascomycota, Eurotiomycetes, Eurotiales, Aspergillaceae. The record is from RefSeq and is a predicted model, not a curated record. Gene Ontology annotation, molecular function: ATP:ADP adenylyltransferase activity; ATP binding.